GCAGAUUUUAGUCGGAAUCUUUAAAUACCUUGCAUUGAGCGAUCUCAUGAGGUGCAAACAGACGGCUAAGCAUUUUCUACGGGUCAUCGAGGAAUCAUUGACUCUUCAGUAUAACAUUGAACGCGAAACUUGUCUUCUUGCCGGUACUGCUCCAGUUGCUGCCUGUACGGUGACGUAUUCGGGGAAGCUCGUGACUGUUACAUACUGAAUUUUGGCUGGAUGAAAUCCCAGACCUAGAUAGGCCCUCUGUUGCAGAGACGCUUACCGAUCUUCACAGGCGUGAGAUCGGAUGGGCAAGUCUGAAAUGGCAGCCGCAAACGCAUUCCAUCCCUACUGCGCCGCCUGAUUUUACAAUGAAGUUAUACGAAUUGCAACACGGAUUCUACGCGUCUGUGUGUUACAAGGAAUCCGUGUUGGAAGAUUCCGGUCAUUUACGGCUCCAACCACUUCCAAGAGUCAUGGGGGUCCCAUCCAGUGCAAGAAGUCAUGGGUCACCGCCUGCAGCUGGGCCGAUUAGUCCUGUGGUUCAGGCCAACCUGGGAGGUCAAUAUGACGGUGAUGUCGGAGUAGACUCGUCUCAAAUGCCGAUCUUCAAUUACCUCGGCUUUAAAGCUCAAGAGUUUAGUAUCGAUCCUGAACAGAAUUUGGCCGUCUAUCUUUGUCAAAGUUCUGACCCCGAUGAGACUUCCGGCAGGAUGAUUGUCAGAAUAAGGCAAAUGUCUGAUAAUGCUUUUCACCCAUUUGCUCGAUACGAGACCCUCGAUACUCGCUCGAUGCCGGAUGAAUUGGGUAGCUAUUUGGUCCAGAUAUUUGGUGAUUUUGUUGGCGUCAUGUUCGCUACGAAGGCUCGCUUUUGGAUUUGGAAUUGGAAGACAGGUAUAUGCCAAUGCGAACUGUUGGAUUCCGGGAUGGAUUCGUUUUUGUUUUUAUCUCCACGGCAUUUUGUUAUUUCUCGACGCAAAGGGCCUCUUGCCUCGCUAGAGGUCUAUGCAUUUAAACCUUGCCAUUACGAUGGCCCACCUGUCAAAUCUUGCCUUCCAACUCGGCAUCUCGCGACGUUUCGAUUACCCCGAUUGUCGACAGGUUCGGUGUAUUUCUCUCACAUCGAGUUGGUCUGUGAGCCCAGCCCAGUGUUUGAAACACCAGAGUAUGAAAAGUUGCCCUUGCCACCAUUCUUUCUACCACGUUCAGUUGACGGUCCCUCUAUAACACCAAACAAUCCAUCGGAACCAGGGCCUACCAACGGACCGUUCGUUCGCCCUCGGCAGGAUGAUUUCAGGAUUGCUCUCUUAUCAUUCACCGUGUCCUCCCUUCGUUCCGAAAGAAAUAAUUACAAGAUGUUUGUCGCCGUAUCCGAUAUCUAUUGCAUGGCCAAAUGUAUUGAGAGCAACUCCCGGACGGGCGGGGUGAUGCCAGGUGGGCUAGGUCCCCAUGCUGAUCCCACAAACACCCUUCCUGUCCAGGUUCGGUGGGAUGAUUGGGGAUGUCGUUCUGCACGGUUAUUGGGUCCUCUGGGCGGAAACGUUUGGGUAGACCCAGCUGUUUUCAUGAACCGAUACAUUUUUCGUACGCUCGAGUUUGAACGGACACUCGAAACGGCCCAAUGGGGGAUCUCCCAUUCGGAUCCCCAAGAUCAUGUUCGUUCCCGUCUUCAUGUGCUGGAUUUCAACCCUUAUUCAGUUCGUGCCGGGUCUCUUUCCGGGAGGGAUGAAACACUGUAUCCACGGGAAAGCGGCUCAGGCGACGCGGAGCAUCCAAGGAUGUCCAAGGAUUACAGGAUCUCAGGUCGUAUGGAGACAGACCUCGAACCCACGGUAUUGCACAGCGGUGACUUUGCUUAUAAGGUCAUCAGUGGCCUUCCAUACCGCCAGGUGACGAGCGAUGAAACAUUCCAAGGAGACCUGUUACCUAUGAUGGACGCUGAGAGGAUAUUGCUCGUUGACGAUACUACUUGGGGCUCUAUGGAAGUUCUUGUCAUUUGACCAGGCGAGAUUAAUUGAAUGGGUUACGGGCAUUUGUUUAAAAGAACUCCUCUGCUUCCCUGUGGUGAAUAACCCAAAGUGCAGGAGAGAUGCAUGAUU
This is a messenger RNA of Cantharellus anzutake, 2081 nucleotides long. RefSeq lists its product as uncharacterized. Lineage: Eukaryota; Fungi; Basidiomycota; Agaricomycetes; Cantharellales; Hydnaceae. The transcript is spliced from 4 exons. The coding region runs from base 354 to 1982 and encodes 542 amino acids. The record is from RefSeq and is a predicted model, not a curated record.